UGGCGGCGUCGUUGCGAGAAAAAGAAUUCAACGUUGAUAUUUUUACUAUUUUAAAUCAUCAAAAUGAACACGAUGGUAAUAAUAAAAAGGAAGAUAUGGAUGCUGGAGUCAAUGCAAAAGAAAUGUACAAGCUUAAAUUUGAAGGUCUUGUGCGAAUUUGUUUUUUUUAGCUUGCUUUUUCUGUUUGCUAGCUAGCUAGCAGCUAGAGCUACAUAUCCUAGCCAUAAUAGCUAGCUGUGAGCCCUUAUCCUCCUUAUUCCACGAUAUCUAAUCAGCUGCAAUGUGACAUGGUUACAGCCCUUUUUAGCUGGUCAGCUGACUAGCUAUGCUAUAUAGAUGAGUUCCAGCAGUGUGACGUCAUUUGUUUACUUUUUGGCGGUAAAGCUCUAGGGCUCUGGCAUUCAGAGCUUGCUGAAGAGAGGUUUUUUCCUGUGCAUUUCUUCUCGCGGAAACGUCAUUGAGGUUUUCAACUACUAUCGAGUGUAGAUUGAUGCCUUCUGCACGGCUGUUUCGCUACGGUCAAACCGCGGACAAAAUUAAGAUGGCUUCCACAAUUUUUUUGGAAAUUUUGUAUUUUUAUCAUUUUUUAAAUUAUUGAAACUUUUUUUGUGUUGUUUUAAUUUUACUGCAUUAAAAAGUAUUAAAACGAUCUACUUUUCCCCUUUUUAAAUAUAUAAAUAUGUUAUACAUGUGUGUUAUAAAUUUCGAGUUAUUUCGUCAAACAAAACACACAAAACUAAAAAAAAACAUUAUUUUUGGCGAAAGUAUACCAUCUUUCCAACCUUGUGCCAACGUCGCGCUACUAGCUAUGGACUUGAAAAUUGGUAUGGGGGGCCUGGAAACAUGGUUCUAUUGGCCGGUACCGUGCACCGUUCGUCUCGCAAACUAUAACCUACUUAAAUUUUAAGUUAAAGUCUUCUUUAGGCGCUAAAAAAGAGGAGAAAAAGUUGCCAAAGUGGUGCACGGCGAUUUGAUGUAGUGUGAUCCCUUUUCUGUCUAAUUAAAUAAUUAUCUAAACUUCUAAGCAAGUCACAGUGAUGGCGUUUAAUGUUUUGGUAGGUAUGGUUUUUCCCAGCAAAAUUACGGCAACCCGGUGUUUACUUUUGACUUGAUUGCUCGACCCGGGCAUCCUAAUCCGAAACCGGGAUUUUUUGAAAAUGUUGGAAUAAGCGAGACAACGGUGUCUUAGCAAUUUUGAAGCUAGCUAAAGUUUGGCAGAGCACGAGGUAAGGGAAAAACAGUAAACUACUUUAUUUUGCAGGGAUUUUAAUAUUAUUUUUUUGCUAUAAGAUCACCCUUGGUUUUAAGAAAUUGUUUUAUAGCUUGUAAAACUUCUUUUUUCUUCUGUUUUGUAUUUUUCUGUAAAGAGUAGCUAUUUUUUGGUCCUACAGUUUUGCAUUUUGCAUCGUGUUUUGUAGCUAAGUCACUUAAUACUUCUUUUUUAUAUUUAGUUAAGACUUUGGUGGGCUUUUUCAAGAUAAAAUUGUUGAAAUCAAAGAUGUUUAUGGCUAGCUAGCUAAUCUUGGCUUUAUCACAAGAUUGGGUGCUAUUUUAUACAAUUUAUAAAGAAACACAACAUGAUUGCUUUGUAUAUAUUUAAUGUAUAUAAUAAACUAUUUAUGCACAACUUGAGUUAUUUUCUACUAGCAUGAUAAACUAGAAUGUUGAAACUGUCGACUCUGAAUGACGUUUUAUUUAAUGUAUGAUGUCACAUAUUUGGCCUGAAAACCCUUAGGACCAAAAGUGACCCUUUGAACAAUUUUGGACAGAUAAAUAUUACAUCUACAUCAUCUUUAAUGGCCUCAGAAUCCAAAGUAAUGUUUUUUAUUCAGUUAAUAAACGAAUUUUAAGCAUACAUUCAGGCUCUAAAGGUCGUUUUUCAAAUAAUUUUUCCCAUUUGGCCCAAAAAUAACCCUUUGGACAAUUUCGGACAGACUAAUCUGUCAUCUACAACAUCUUUAAUGGCCUUAGAAUCCAAAGUAAUGUUUUUUGUUCAGUUAAUAAACAAACUUUAAGCAUACAUUGAGGCUCUAAAGGCCGUUUUUCACAUAGGUCUCACAUUUGGCCCAAAAAUAACCCUUUGGACAAUUUCGGACAGUAAUAAAAUAAAUUAAUUUUUAUUCCAGAUAUUUAACCUAACCUUUGGACCAUAAAAAACAUGUUUCCUUAACUUUAUUCUAGAGAUAUUGUGGAAGACAUUGAUCUAAAUGAUAAUUUUUAAGUCAUUUUUAGACAUUUUGGCCUAAAUAUACCAAUUUCGGACAGGUGUCCAAAAAUUUUUUUCUUUUAAUAAUAUGGACAAUUUAUCCAAGAUUAUUAUUCUUUUUACAGAAUAUAAAAAUUUUAUUUCGUUCUUGAGAUAUCCUGUUUUAACUGAGAGGGUAAUUCGAAUUAUUUUUUCGUAACAUUUUUGUCCGCUUCGAAACAGCUGUGUCUGAUUGAAUAAAAAUAACCUCGCUUCACCUAGCGUCCCCAUCCUUUUUCCUGCCACCCAAAUGGAAAGCCAAAGAACUUCCUGCUGAAAAUGUAAGCAAUGGAAUUCAUCUAGCUAUAGCUAUAUCAUCAGUCAAAGGCUUGACUGUUCUGCAUCAGCCAGAGGACAUAUCCCCAGUAGUAUAUUGAUUUAGGGGCCUUCAAAAAUUUAUCUUGGGCCCCAUUAACAAGAUUUUGUCCGUUAAGGUCUUCACCUCUUAACGGAUCCUCCCCCAAAAAACUGAAAUGAUUCGCUGGUUUACGACAAUAUGCUCUUCCUACUACCUCGUGAUGUUGAGACUGUGCUGCCAUCUUGAUGCCUUCUAAAACAUUUUGGGGUUGAUUAUAAUGCUCUGACAUUUUCAGUCAAGUUAUAGAACAAUAAAAAAUGGUUUUUAAUGGACAAUAUCCUAUUAUCAGGGCCCAAAAUAUUUUUAGAAGGCCCCUUUGCUAAAGCGCAGGUACCAAUAGGUAGUAGCUAUAGCUAGCUAGCUAUAGCUAUGCUGAUAGUUGUGGAAGUCAUUUUUGAAGCAGUCUGUUUUGCAGGGAAUUAAUCAAAUUUAAAACAUAUAUAGCUAUACCUUCCGCUCCCAAAUAAGUUAAUCUCAAAACGUUCAUAACAUUAUUACUACUGAACAAAAAAUCAUUUGUUUCGCAAAUCAAAUUGUAAAAACUAGAAAUUUAACCUUAAAGAUAGUGUGUUUCCCAACUUCGUUCAGUUCUCCACCAUAUCGAAAUGGUUAUAUACUUGUUCAAACUUAUUUAGGAUAUAUAUAUUUAUAUAUACUCCAAUUGUGACCAAUUUUGACGAUGAUGUUUGCCGCUUUUCACUCUAGCUCUUUUUCAAGAUAGUGAUCGAAUUUGCAUUCAAGUUUUAUUUUUUAUAUGCUCUCUUAUAAAUGCAAAUGGGAAAAAGGGAUAUAUUUUCUUAAACUAUGUUAUAAGUAAAGUCAAUGAGCUAUAUCAGGACAAGAUAGAGAAACUAUCACAAGAACAAAUUCACCAUUAAUAAUCAUGAAAUGAUGGUCUUUUUAAUAUUUCAGAAUAAAUUGCAUAAGUCUAACAGCUAAUUAAGAAAUUACUAAUUAUAACCUGAGAAAAUUAAAUGCAGUCUCAAAGAAAUACUUAAUUUCUAAUUUUACUAGGCAGAGUGGUUGCUGUACUUGGACAUUGAAGUGCUAUAUUUAGACUCUGUUGGCUGCUUUUUCCCCUUAUUCUUUUAGAUACUUGGCUUGAACGUUUGUUGAACUCAGUGGAUAACUAUUUCGUACUUUAAAAGACAAUGUUUGGAAUCAUAUCAGGUGCACAGUUGCUCCAGUUUUAAGUGGAAAAUCUCAAAGGAAAAGAAAGGUUCUGAAAAAAGUAAAGGAGGGUAUUCAGAAAAAAGUGGAGAAAAUGUUUGAAACUGACGUAGAUGGAAGUGAGACGAUCAAACAUAUUGAGAGUGACCUAUACGAACGAUUUCAGGUUCGGUUGGAGUUGAUAAAGUACAUGAAAGGACAAGAGGGAAGUGAAUCUGUUGUCAGCGGCUGCUAUCCCUUACCGGAAAGAAAUAAACUUGAUGGACAAGAUGAAUGUGAUGCCGAUAGUCAAGAAACAAAAAGCUCUGAAACUGAUGAACUUUCCAAUGAUGUCCCACUAAGAAAGAAGAAAAAAUGGUCGUACAUGCCUACAAAACAAGACGAACUGGUAGAAAAACUGGAUGGCGCCAAUAAGCGGUUGACGAGACUAGAAAAUUUAACAUCAACAUUGAGCUAUCGGAUCCACGAAUUGAAAGAAAAAAAUGCGUCGCUGCUGCUAAGAAAUGCCGAAUUCACAAGGUUAAAGCUGGUAGAACAAUUAGGCAUGAAUCGAUCAGUACAAAUGGUUGAUGCGUCCUUGUUUGCGAGUCGCUUUCAUACAGGAGAUCCACUAUUGCAAGAGGAAACCCCUUGCAUUCUAGAUUCAGCGUUCAUUUCUACGCUGAAAAUAACAGAUUUUUGUGAAGGUGUUUUUGCUUCUACUAAAAGGGCUAUGUUCGAUGACGGAGAUACUGUGAUAUUGAAAACGUUUUCAAAAGAUUGUCGUCAAAAUAACAUUAAAAAUGUUGCCCAUGUAAGUCACGAGCACCGGAUUUUGAAGUUUAUUGGUCGGCACGAAAACCUAGUGAGCAGCAUUGGAGUCGUGCAUUUCGAUCAAUCGUAUUAUUCCGUGCUUCAUUACGUUGCUGGUUAUACUCUUGAUCGCCAUUGGAAAUUGGGUUUUCCAGACAUUUCUUCAACUUCAGUUUUUAAGCGAAUUCUGACAGGCGUUGCAAGCGGAAUUAGCUUCUUGCAUAGUAAGGGUGUGUUACACAACCAUAUCGUUGCAGACAAUGUAAUUCUUCACGGACAGGAUUUGUUUCCUAUUCUGAUAGGAUUCAGUUUUGCUUGUCGUGCAACAUGUGUUAGGAACAGUUGCGUAGAUGUGAUCAAACUGUUUCCAGAUAAAGCGCAUUUAGCACCAGAGUUAUUUCAGGGUUGUCCUGUGUCGUAUAGUACGGACAUAUUUAGUUAUGGGAAACUCCUCGAUAACUAUUUGAAAAAUAUGUCUGUCAUGGAUGACAAAGCGCGAGAUAAGUUGGAAUCCUUCUCGAUACAGUGUAUGGAUUGGAGAGCGCCUCAUCGAUUACCGCACAAAUUUCUUUUCAGGAGAGUGGGCUUGCUUCUGACGGAACUAGGGUACUAGUUCCAUAAGAUUGAUAGGCAAAGAUAAAAAUAUUUUCAACUGUAAA
Molecule: messenger RNA, 5224 nt
Organism: Hydractinia symbiolongicarpus
Lineage: Eukaryota; Metazoa; Cnidaria; Hydrozoa; Anthoathecata; Hydractiniidae
Exons: 6
Coding region: 3868-5178 (436 amino acids)
Biological process (GO): protein phosphorylation
Cellular component (GO): plasma membrane
Molecular function (GO): protein kinase activity; ATP binding
Source: RefSeq, a predicted model, not a curated record